Molecule: messenger RNA, 726 nt
Organism: Emiliania huxleyi CCMP1516
Lineage: Eukaryota; Haptophyta; Isochrysidales; Noelaerhabdaceae
Exons: 1
Molecular function (GO): oxidoreductase activity
Source: RefSeq, a predicted model, not a curated record
UUGUCCAGCGCCGCCUUUUACGAGAACGAGAAGGAUCGGCCGCGCCGUGCGGGAUCUGGCAUCCCGCGUGAAGAGAUCUUCAUCACGUCCAAGGUGUGGCCGGGCGAGGACGGCGAGUGGCUGACCGACGGCUCCAAGGUCGUGCUGGAGACGGUCCAGAGGAGCGUCGAGUUGCUCGGCACGCACACGGACCUGUACCUGCUGCACACACCGUUCAACAAGCAGCAGCGCAUCAACUACUGGCUCGGGCUCGAGGCGGCGCGUCAGAAGGGCCUCACCACCUCGAUCGGCGUCUCCAACUUUGGCGUGGCGCACCUGGAGGAGCUCCUCGCCUCCGAGAAGACGAGCGUGCCGCCUGCAGCCAACGAGGUCGAGCUGCACCCCUUCCUCCGGAAGGACGACAUCGCUGCAUUCUGCAGCGAGCGCUCGAUCGCCGUCAUCGCGUACUCGCCGCUCGCGCGCGCCCUCCGGCUCAACCACGCCGUUCUCGCCGGCGUCGCAGAGGCCCACGGCGUCUCGCCCGCGCAAGUGCUUGUUCGCUGGUCGAUGCAGCACGGCUAUGUGCCACUGCCCAAGAGCGUGCGCGCCGAACGGAUCGCGCAGAACGCGGAUGUCUUCGACUUCGAGCUGACGCAAGCCGACAUGGCGGCGCUGGACGCGCUGGACGAGCGCCUCUUCACCGAGUGGGAAGAGUGGGGCAAGCUCGAUCCGACGACGGUGCCGUAG